AUUUGCUAGAAACCUUUUUUUUCUUUGACCAGGAUUUGUUAGAAACCUAUUUUGCUCAAUUUGGGAACCGUUCCUUUUAGAUCAUUAGCUUUUGAAGAUUUCAGAAGAUUUUGUCUUGCCGUUCUUUCAGGUUUGCUUCUUGAUCGCACGCGUCUCUGCAAUUUGUUCAAUUUUUUUAAGGUUUAUUUCCUUAUCAUCAUCCGCCAUAAAUGGAUCAUCAAGAAGCUAUGAUCGCUAAAGAAUCGGUUACCGUGAUGAUGAUCAGUUCCGGUUUAUUUACUCGUCCUUGGUGGCCUUCUAGAGUUCUUUUUUGGAUUUAUUUUUGUUUUCGUUAGCCUUUACUCGUGGAUCGCCAAUUGGAUUUCCAGAUCUUGCUUAAAUCUAGACACGGGUCAGGGUUAGGUUUCUGGUUCGGGUGGUUUAUACUGGUCUUUGAUUGUGGCAAGUUGGUGGAUUUCGGUUGUGCGGCAUCACGAGUAAUUACGCUUUGAUUGUAACGUCGAUAUUGUAUUUUCCUUAGGGUUUUUCCUGACUGGAUCUCCUUUAUUGGGGUUUUCCUGGCUGAAUCUCUUUUUAGGGCUUUAUUGUGGUUUAUUGCCGAGAAUUGCGAAUUGCUCCAAUUGUAUUCUUAGUUUUGUUCGGGAUUUCGGUGUUAAAGAAAAUAUUAUGGUGUAAGAUUGAACCUUUUGCUUACCAUGGUGUUAUCUUUUGUGUUUUAUAGUAUGGAUGCUAAGAUCGCGACCAGGAUCAAUCAUAGAUCAUUUGGACAGAGACCACCUGUAAGCAGCAGCAACAUUGUUUGUAGAUUCUGGAAGGCAGGCAAAUGUAAUAGAAAUCCCUGUAGGUUUUUGCACACGGACUUACCUCCUGCUAAUAAUAAUGUAUACCUGAGAACUUCUAAGAAAUCCAAUACUUUAUUGGAGGAACGGCCAAGGAGGACCUUUAACUAUGCCUCCAAGAAUUCUUUGGCUUCAAGUGAUGGAUUUGAAAACCAAUGCACCCAGAAAAUCUCUAAUCAUGUAAAUCAUACUGAUAUACCUAAGGACCGCCCGAAACGGAAGACUCGUUUGGCUUCAAUUACUGAAGAUAAUGCUACUGAAGUUAAAGGAGUUAAGAAGCCCACAAAGGUCCCUAAGAUCUCUAAUACUGUCAUUGAGCAUAUACCUAUGAAGCACCCCGAAACAAAGAUUUCUUUGUAUUCAACUAACGAAGGUGAUGCAGCAGAAGAUAAAAAGACUCCUUUGGUUUCAAUUACCAAAAGUGAUGCACCGCAAGAUAAAUGUACUUCCUUGGUCUUAACUACUGAAGGUGGUGCUGCUGAAGAUAAAGAGACUUCCUUGGUUACCACUACUGAAGGUAAGGCAACAGAAGAUAAAGACAGAUAUUUGGUUUCUACUACUGAAGGUGGUGCCCUAGAAGAUAAAGCAAUUGAGGUGGGUGCAAAAAGACCUUGUGCGGACUGGAUUUUUGGCACUUGUGUGAAAGGCGAUGAGUGCCAGUUUUUACAUAAGUGGUAUUCUGGGGAUUGGUUCUCAAUGCUAGUAAAGCUCGGGGAACACGAACAGGCUGUCUCCGGGAUUACACUUCCUCCAAGGUGUGAAAAACUUUUCUCAGCCAGCAGUGAUGGUACUGUACGUAUUUGGGAUUGCCAUACUGGUGAGACCGCAAGGGUGAUAAGUCUCGGUGAUGAAAUUGGGUCAUUAAUCAGUGAAGGCCCAUGGACUUUUGUUGGCUUGCCAAAUGUUAUUAAGGCAUGGAAUUUACAAACAGGGACUGACUUGAGUCUUGAUGGACAUGGCCCUUUUGGGCAAGUUUAUGCUAUGGCUGUUGCUGAAGAUACACUUUUUGCUGGGGCACAGGAUGGUUCCAUUUUGGUUCUGAGAGGCAGCACUGAGAGCCCAAUUCCUUUUCAAUUGGCUACAUCAUUAAUUGCACACACGGGUGCUGUGGUAUGUUUAAUUGUUGGAAAUGGAGAAAAGAUGCUAUAUUCUGGUUCCACAGACGGUACAAUUAGGGCUUGGGAUGUUGAUACUUUACAGUGUGUUCAUAUACUGAAUGAGCAUACUGAUGCUGUGACGUCUCUUAUUUGCUGGGAUAAUUAUCUCCUAUCUUGCUCAUUGGAUCGGACAAUAAAAGUUUGGGCUUGUACCAAUGAGGGCAACUUGGAAGUGAUCUAUACGCAUAAUUUGGAACAUGGUGCUGUUACACUUUGUGGGCUAUCCGAUGCAGAGGCAAAACCAAUUUUAUGCUGCUCUUGUAAUGACAAUUCUGUUUAUCUAUACGACUUGCCAUCAUUCAAUGAAAGGGGCAGGAUUUUCUCAAAAAGAGAAGUGAGAACAAUUCAGAUAGGCCCUGAUGGUCUAUUUUUCACUGGCGAUGAAGCAGGACUGGUUACUGUGUGGAAGGUGACAGAAUCAUGAGGGAGCGUUCCAGAAGAAGCCGCCUAGUAUCUGCAAUUUUGGGGACUUUUAGUUUGUAUAUUGAGCAAGGGAUACAAAGCAUGGUUAUCCCUUGCUGCAUUAGUGUCAUGUAGACCCCAUAAUUUUUGCUGGGGAUUCGGUUUGUUAUGAUCCUCGACCCUUGAGAAACGUUGUACAUAUUUAAUCAAUGAAAUUGUCUAGCUUCAUUCGAGCUGCCACUAGCAGCAUGUUCAA
Messenger RNA from Ricinus communis (castor bean), 2654 nucleotides. Its product is annotated as zinc finger CCCH domain-containing protein 48. The coding region runs from base 696 to 2420 and encodes 574 amino acids. Gene Ontology annotation, molecular function: metal ion binding; protein binding. The transcript has 7 exons. The record is from RefSeq and is a predicted model, not a curated record. NCBI's taxonomy places the organism in Eukaryota, Viridiplantae, Streptophyta, Magnoliopsida, Malpighiales, Euphorbiaceae.